Molecule: messenger RNA, 688 nt
Organism: Alnus glutinosa
Lineage: Eukaryota; Viridiplantae; Streptophyta; Magnoliopsida; Fagales; Betulaceae
Product: proline-rich receptor-like protein kinase PERK8
Exons: 1
Coding region: 128-559 (143 amino acids)
Source: RefSeq, a predicted model, not a curated record
AGGUUAAUUAACCCCCACUCCCCCUCCCCCUCACCCUCACCCACUUCUUCUGCGCCAUAACUCUUUCUUUCUUUCUUUCUUUCUCUUUUGAGCCUCCAAUCACGCACCGUACCCUUCAUCGAUCGCCAUGGCUGCAAAGUUAAACCAAGCUUUGUCCACCCUCUCCUUCGCCUUAAUAAUAUUUCUGAAUUUUCCAGGCAUGACAAGGCCCGACAACCCCUGCCCAUAUCCAUGUUAUCCACCGCCCACCGGCUCCGGCACCGUCACCCCAACAACUCCGAUAACCACCACGACACCGCCGUCCCAGACCGUCUCAUACCCACCUCCAGCUGGAUACAACCCUUCACCGACAGGAUAUUUCCCAUAUAACCCUCCACCGUUCGCAGGUACUUUUUCCGCUUCCCCUCCCCCUCCUGACCCCAUCUUGCCCUACUUCCCAUACUACUACAAAAAACCUCUUCAUUCCACCGAUUCUUCAGCAACCACUCUUGGAAGAUCAACCGCCAUGAUCGCGACGGCUAAUCUUCUUGUUUUUCUUUGUAGUUUCUUCUUCCUGUGAAAAUUUGAUGUAAUCAGUACUCUAAGCUAUCGCAUGAAAUGGCUAUGAAGUGAGAGAACUGAGAAGAGCUUAGCUUUUUUAAUUUGUUUAGUAAAGUAGAGGAAAGUGGCUUUUCCUUUUUCUUUUUUU